AUGACCGACACCAACCCCGGCGCCGUUCCCCGCCGGGCGCCGUUUGAACCCCCUUCCCGUGCAGGCUGUGAAAUGGCCCUUCUGCGGCUGCUGCCCAGGGCGCUGCCCCCGCUGGCCGGAGCGCUGGCCCGGCCGUGCUGCGGGCGGCCCCUGCACCGGGCGGCCCCGGCCCCGGCCCCGGCCCCGGCCCCGGCGGCUCCAGACUUCAAUAGCUUUGUCACUCGGACCAACACUUGCGGAGAGCUGCGUUCUGCUCACGUGGGACAAGAGGUCACACUGUAUGGAUGGAUUCAGUAUCAAAGACAAGGGCUGUUUCUGGUUUUGAGGGAUUUCCAGGGACUGACUCAGAUCAUCAUUCCACAGGAUGAGGCACAUUCCCAUGUGAAGAAGCUCUUGUCUAAUGCCCCAGUGGAGUCUGUUGUGCGAGUGACUGGAAUUGUGUCCCCUCGGCCCCCAGGACAGGAGAAUCCGAAAAUGCCAACAGGGGAUAUAGAAGUGAAGGCAGAGACUGCAGAGAUUCUAAACUCCUGCAAGAAGCUACCUUUUGAAAUCAAGGAUUUUAUCAAGAAAUCAGAGGCCUUACGGAUGCAGUAUCGCUACUUGGACUUGCGUGGCUUCCAGUUGCAGUAUAACCUGCGGCUGAGAUCACAGAUAGUGAUGAGGAUGCGGGAAUAUCUGUGUAACCUCCAUGGAUUUGUGGAUGUAGAAACUCCAACGCUCUUUAAAAGAACCCCAGGGGGAGCAAAAGAGUUCCUUGUGCCUUCGAGGGAAGCGGGCAAGUUCUACUCUCUGCCACAGAGUCCUCAGCAGUUCAAGCAGCUCCUCAUGGUUGGAGGCCUAGACAGGUACUUUCAGGUUGCUCGCUGCUAUCGAGAUGAAGGUUCGCGGCCUGACAGGCAGCCUGAAUUCACUCAGAUAGAUAUAGAGAUGUCAUUUGUAGAUCAAGCUGGGAUCCAGAGAUUGAUAGAGGGCCUUCUGCAAUAUUCCUGGCCUGAAGAAAGAGGCUGCAUUACAACUCCUUUCCCUUCCAUGACAUAUGAGGAGGCACUGGCUGACUAUGGGACUGAUAAACCAGACACUCGUUUUGGGAUGAAGAUAGUGGAUAUCAGUGACUUUGUACGAAAAUUGGACAUUCAGUUUGUGCAGAAUGCACUCAGUUUCCCACGCAGCUCUGUCAAAGCCAUUUGUAUCCCUCAGGGAGUGAGAUAUUUUAAAAAUAAAGAUUUGGAGUCAUUAAAGGAGUCUGCAAAAUCCCAGUUUAACCAGGAAAUCAUGGAAAUUAUCUGCAGGCCUGAUGGAAGCUUGAAGUCUGUGCUUACAAAGUUUCUUGGUGAGAAGCAGCAGUCAGAGCUUAUCCAAGUGCUGAACAUGCAGGUGGAUGAUGUGGUACUGCUGGCAGCUGGUGAACACAAGCAAGUGUGCUCUGCAUUAGGAAGCCUACGGUUGGAGAGUGCUGACCUCCUUGAGGCAGCUGGGCUGGUACUCCGUGAUCCUACGACUUUUCACUUUCUGUGGGUGGUGGAUUUUCCCCUCUUCCUCCCCAAGGAAGAGAAUCCCACUGAACUGGAAUCUGCUCAUCACCCUUUCACUGCUCCUCAUCCUUCAGAUACCAGCCUCCUCUAUUGUGAUCCCACAAAGGUCCGUAGCCAGCACUAUGACCUUGUGCUGAAUGGCAGUGAAGUUGGAGGUGGCUCCAUCAGAAUUCAUAGCGCAGAACAACAGCGUUUUGUGCUGGAGAAAGUGCUGAAGGAGGAUUCUGAGGUGCUUUCCCAUCUGCUUGAGGCUUUGGAGUUUGGAGCUCCACCUCAUGGAGGAAUUGCUUUAGGACUUGACAGGCUGAUCUCUCUCAUCGUUAAUGCUCCAAGUAUCAGAGAUGUCAUUGCUUUUCCUAAAUCCUUCAGGGGACGGGACCUGAUGGGCAGUGCUCCAGAUUACGUCAGUCCAGAAGAACUAGAGCCAUAUCACAUCCAGGUUUCCUGGCCUCUUGCAGAAAAAGAGGCAAAGCAAAACUGACUGAAAGCCAGUGAUGUAAGCUGAUCUGUUUAACCAGAGGUGGUUACAGCUUCUAAAUACUAGAAUUCAGUUCAGAAAAUGUCUGUUAUGGGAGGGCGGGGGGCAGUGCAACCCCACUGUACCAUGGCAGUUUCAGGAUUGAAUGGGAAAUAGAUAGGGCUCCCUGGUAGGACUUCACCUUUGGGUUGGUAAUGGGAAGGAGAAGUAGAAAAGCAAAAAAGAACAUAAUUUUAGCAUAGGAGAUUGAGAAUGUUGGCUUUAGGGUGUCACACUGGAGUGACAAUGGGAUCUAAUUUUUUUUCACCCCUCACUUUUUCCGUGUCCCUUCCAAAGUAUUUCUCUUCCCAUCUGGAGGAGAUGGUGUCAGCUUCCCUGGCAGAUGGUCUGUAUUCCUGAUGGUCAUUGAAUUUGUUAGCUGAGCACUGUUACAACAGAGCAGUGCUGGACUGGGCCAAGAGCUCUGGACACUUCACAGCAACACUUCACUGCAAGCAGCAGCUUGUCUCAUGCUGGAGGAUACAAGAUUGUCCAGAACUUGCAACAGGGAGUUCAUAUUCAGUUGUGUUCUCUCUUCAAAGACUGGGAGAGAAGUGUUUUUAUCACUUGCAACAGUUGUCCUCAUAAUACUUGUCAAACAGGAGAUGAUCUGCCUUUGGGGCCUGUGGUCCUACUGCUUUUCAGCACAUUAAUUCUGAAAUUUGUAUGUUUUGUAAAUAAACUUUAUCUGGCAAUGUG
Gavia stellata (red-throated loon) is the source of this 2748-nucleotide messenger RNA. RefSeq names its product aspartyl-tRNA synthetase 2, mitochondrial (gene DARS2). The transcript is spliced from 18 exons. The record is from RefSeq and is a predicted model, not a curated record. The coding region runs from base 1 to 2013 and encodes 670 amino acids. Lineage: Eukaryota; Metazoa; Chordata; Aves; Gaviiformes; Gaviidae. Gene Ontology annotation, biological process: aspartyl-tRNA aminoacylation. Gene Ontology annotation, cellular component: cytoplasm; mitochondrion. Gene Ontology annotation, molecular function: aspartate-tRNA ligase activity; ATP binding; nucleic acid binding.